GGACGGAGGACGGGUACCUUCUGGUUUCAGAACUAAUCAAUCAAGGAUGGGCAGCAUCAGAGGAGGUCCAGAGAAAAUGCAGAAGAGGUUAAUUGAGCUGUUGCUGCUAGUUGGUAUCAUUGGUUUGAGUCGCGGGGCCAUUCAGAGACCGGAUUAUGAUGACACACCCAGCCCGGAGUUCCUCAACCCAUCCUGGAUGGCGAGCAUCCCCGAUGAUCAGCCGCUGUCCGAGGUCACGUUGCCGGGGACCCACAACACCAUGGCUCUGUACGGUGGCAUCUUUGCAGAGUGCCAGACCUGGAGCUUAGCCUCCCAGCUCCGAGCCGGCGUCCGCUUCUUGGACGUCCGUGUCCGUCACUUCAAGGGGAACCUCACCAUCCAUCACGGGGUGUCUUAUCAGUGGGCGCACUUUGGCCACGUGCUGGAGGGUGUGGCUGACUUCCUUGGAGAGUAUCCCAGUGAGACGGUGCUAAUGCGUGUGAAGGAGGAGUACAGUGAGACGCAUGACAUCUACGGAGCUGUGGUCGACUACGUCCAUCGCUACGCCAACUGGGACCUGCUGUGGCACAGCCGGCUCGUGCCGACCAUGGGAGAGGCCCGAGGGAAGCUCAUCGUUCUGCAAGACUUUCCUGGGCCAGACUUGGGGAUGCGCUAUGGUUCCUUGGACAUAUCAGAUAACUGGAGUGUACCCACCCUUCUGCAUGUGAAGGAGAAAUGGCAGAGCGUCUUUGAGCACCUGGAGGCUGCACCUGUGGGCAACCAGGCCCAGAUGUUUCUCACCUUCAGCAGUGGAGCUGGUUUGUUUGCGUACCCCAGAGCCGUCGCUCAGCGCAUCAAUCCACAGCUGCACGACUACCUGGGGAACAAGACGGACCUGAACCAGCGCCUUGGAAUCGUAUGCAUGGACUUCCCGGCUGCUCCCAUUAUUCAAAGAAUCAUUGACUUCCAACUGAAAGAGGCCAAAAAGAUCAGAAAGGCCAUUAACACAGUAUUUGGCAAGACAAGUUUGAAAUAUAUAAUUUCUUAA
Messenger RNA from Cyclopterus lumpus (lumpfish), 1027 nucleotides. RefSeq lists its product as uncharacterized. Lineage: Eukaryota; Metazoa; Chordata; Actinopteri; Perciformes; Cyclopteridae. The transcript is spliced from 4 exons. The coding region runs from base 47 to 1027 and encodes 326 amino acids. Gene Ontology annotation, molecular function: phosphoric diester hydrolase activity. Gene Ontology annotation, biological process: lipid metabolic process. The record is from RefSeq and is a predicted model, not a curated record.